AUGCGCUUCUCGAUAGCGCCCUCGCUGCUCUCGCUGCCGCUUCUGGCGGCGGCGGUUGCUGCUUACGCCGGAGUCAACCACCAGGUCACAGUCGGCAAAGACGCAAAGCUGGUGUUUGACCCUCCGACGUUGAGCGCUGCGCCGGGCGACACGGUGACAUAUUCCUUCUUUGCAAAGAACCACUCGGUAACCCAGUCGAGCUUUGCCCAGCCCUGCCAGCCUCUGGCUGGCGGCGGCUUCUUCUCGGCCUUCACUCCGAAUCCCGCCACCGACGGCAGCGCCUCGCCCACAACCUUCACCAUCACCAUCAACGACACCAAGCCCAUAUGGGCCUACUGCGGGCAAACCAACGGCGACCAUUGCCAGAAAGGCAUGGUGCACGCCAUCAAUGCACCAACCUCGGGCACAAACACGUUCCAAGCAUUCAGCGAUCUUGCCCUCAAGGCGUCCACUCCCAGCGGCUCACCCCCUGAUGGACUCCCCGUCGGCGGACUGCGCAAGCUGAGCGUCAUCGUUGGCUUCAACGGGACCCUGACAUACUCGCCGAACAACAUCACGGCCCCGCCGCGGACUGUGAUCGAGUUCAGCUACAACCCCAAGAACCACACCGUCACCCAGUCCAGCUUCGACAGCCCGUGCCAGCCUCUUGACAAGGGCUUCAGCAGCGGUUUCAUCCCCACGGCUGUCUCUCCGUCGGGCGUCACCUUUGACAUCGUCGUUCCCGACACCAACCCAAUCUGGUUCUACUGCGGCCAGAUUGUCGGAACCCACUGCCAAAAGGGCAUGGUUGGCAGCAUCAACGCCGCUACAUCUGGCGCCAAGACCCUCGAGGCCUACAUUGCCAAGGCUGCCACUGCUCCCCCAAGCACCAUUCCCCCCCAGGCUCCCCUGGGCGGCACUAUCACCGUCAACGGGACCGUCAUUACCAGCUUUAACGGAAACUCGCUCCAAGAUGCCACCAUUCCCCCGCCUGCCAACCCUGCCGCUGGCAAUGCCUCAGUGCCUGCGCCGGGAACACCGAUAGACCCCUACUACUACGGCAUGGCCGGCGGCAGCCAGCCCAGCAACUACGGCUGGGGCUCUUCCAUCACGGACACGUCGGUGGCGCUCUUGGCGUUCCUGCUCUUCAUCGAGGACGUGCAGGCGAACCUCCUGUUCGAGAUGCACAGCCGGCUCGACAACGGCUCGUGGUCAAGCGUGUACCCCCGCGCCAUCGUGAACACGCUCGGCAGCAUGGCGGCGCAGACGCUCGUGCAGCGCAGCACCACCUCCGACUGCCUGACGCACUUCAAGAAGCCGCUGGGAAACCAGUGCUCUUUCAAGCUGCCGACGACCAGCGUCGACGACUUCCUAGCCGCCGCCCUCAAGCUGAAUCUCCUCGCGAUCGGCGCGCUAAUUGACGGCAUCACCCAGGUACCGCUGUCCGACUCGUACCUGCUAGCGCCGCUAGCCUCGACUAUCGGCUCUAAGGGCCGCAUGACCGCUGUCAUCAACAUGAUGCAGAACCACCUGGCCGCCGCCGCGCCGCGCGAGGCCGUCAUGCCCGUCCAGCUCGCGUGGAGCUACGUCAUUACCAACUACGUGUCGGACCCCAACUGCCCGACCAAGAUCUCGGGCAUGCCCGGCUCGCCCUACCCGGCCCUGACCGUCACCGACAAACAGGUGACGCCCGACCAGUCGCGCACCACGGCCAUUACCGUCUCCUUCGACAGCUCCGCCUCCGGCGACAAGUGGGUCGCCUGGAUGGGCGCCUGGGGCGACCUCGAGUUCACCCCGCUCGCCGCCGACAAGACCACCACCGUCCCGGCUGACCUGUACGGCCACGUCUGGAUUGCUGUUGUUAGCAAAAAGGACGUCGCCAUGAAGGACGUGCCCGGCGUCACCGUUGCCGGCCCCGAGAUUGUCUGGGUCAGCCAGCCGUGA
This is a messenger RNA of Lasiosphaeria miniovina, 1923 nucleotides long. RefSeq lists its product as uncharacterized. NCBI's taxonomy places the organism in Eukaryota, Fungi, Ascomycota, Sordariomycetes, Sordariales, Lasiosphaeriaceae. The transcript is spliced from 3 exons. Bases 1 to 1923 code for a protein of 640 amino acids. The record is from RefSeq and is a predicted model, not a curated record.